Bactrocera dorsalis (oriental fruit fly) is the source of this 1888-nucleotide messenger RNA. RefSeq lists its product as uncharacterized. The record is from RefSeq and is a predicted model, not a curated record. Gene Ontology annotation, molecular function: chitin binding. The coding region runs from base 504 to 1778 and encodes 424 amino acids. Gene Ontology annotation, cellular component: extracellular region. The transcript has 8 exons. Lineage: Eukaryota; Metazoa; Arthropoda; Insecta; Diptera; Tephritidae.
UAACAUUUUGAAAAAAACGAAAAAAUUAUUUCGAUUUUUUGAUGCCGCAAAGCAUCGGUAAAAAUCAGUGGCUGACUGCUAACUAAGCCAUCAUCGUCUCAUCAUCUAUAUAAACAAUCCUUUCAUCUUAGCUAUUGUAUGCAAAUAAGUCUGAUGGGAAGCGCCCGAGUGCAUUAGUGUGUGAAAAAUAAUAAAAUCAAGAUUGGUUGCAGCUGCAAGAAUCGAUUGCAAGAAUUAAUGGUUUUUCAAAUUCAUUUGCUCGCCAACAAUUGAAGCAAUAAAACCGCCGUUAGCUAAAGCUUGUUGCUAAAUGUAAUUGUUAUUUGGCAAUGAUUGAGGAAUUCUAGUGAUUACUAAAGGGUCAAGUUCUAUACCUAUAGUUGAAAAAAUAAAACAUUGAAGUGUGAAACUGUUUAUAAGAAUUGAAAUUUUUAAAAGUAAUUAUUAAAAAAAAAAUAUUUUAAAAAAUAUAAAAAAAGUUAAGUGCAAAAGUUCUAUAAAACAUGUGUUUCAGUCAAAAGAAUUUUUACGUAUUAUUUCUUACUGCAGUUUUAACAGUUACAGCUGCUGUGGAUCGGAAUCCGAAAAAGCGACAAAUAUAUCGUGAACAAGUCUUGCCACAUGCGGGUGGCAAAAUUCCCGACACAGCCUUCGAAACCGAUCGGCUAUUUUUGAAUCGACUGCAAUCUAACGGUAUCUCUGUACCAGAUGGAGUAGUGACUGAACAGCGAAAUCCGCAAGUCUAUCAAUACCACGACAAAAGUCCCAGAGUGCUCUUUCAAAUAGCGCUCAGCUCGGAUGGUCGUUACACGCCCGUCGAAGGCAAAUACCAUCACCAGAAUGCACCUGCGAUUGAGACCACCUACCUCUAUCCACAAAUACACGGACACCUAACUGAUGUAACCCCCGCGAAGAGCGCCUAUCCGACAUACCGACAACUGCAGUUACACAAUUCACAACUCAAUCAAGUGAAACUGCAGCCAAAGAAGAAGACACAAUAUCUCGAUAUAACACCGAGUCUGCACAAAGGCCAUGGCAAUGCGUAUCGGACCCAAACAUACCAGAAUUUCAACAUUAUCAACGCGCCAAUAGUGCCCGCAAGCGGAGCAGCGGCAGCGACGGCAACGGUGUCGUCGGGGAGCGCCAACAAAUUUGACUACUUAGUACCGAAUGUGGAUAGCUCAGCACAUCUAUUCAACGAUUUUGAUGAGCUCUUUAACCACUUCAAUUUGCACGAAGACAGUGCGGCCGUUUACAGCGGAGAAAUGAAUGGGCAACGUGUGACAUUGUGCUGCAGCUUAUUGCUUGCAUGCGCUUACCUUGCGGCAUCGAUAGCGGUGGAAGUGCAGACCUUUGGCCACCUUUACCAUCCACCAACCGAAGAGCGUCGCCGAGAAGAAAAACAAGAUCUCUCAAAAAUACCCGGUGUACCGGGCGUUGAUUAUCCGAUUUAUCACAAAGUGCCGCCAACGAAUUUCCAUUGUGCCAAUGUGCCAGCUGUGCCGGGAAUGUAUGCAAAUGUUGAGACCGGCUGUCAGGCCUAUCAUGUUUGUCACGACGGACGCGAGGGCCAUCAAGGCGCAGAAUUUCUCUGCACUAACGGUACUAUUUUCAAUCAAAAGGAGUUUGCAUGCGAUUGGUGGUACAAUGUUAAAUGCGAAGAGGCGGUCAAUUACUAUCACUUGAAUUCAGAUCCAGAACACAAUCCUUACUUCCAAAAGAAAAAGGAACCAGAAGUGGAACAAAAUGAACACGAGGGCUUCUAUAUUCACGCAUAAUUUGUACAAAAAACACUUCAUCUCAUCAAAUUUCAUAAAAUUAUUAUACUUAGUUAUUUUGGUUUCCAUGCUGUCAACUAUUUUCAUUAAAAAUUACUGUUUAUUGGACA